AUGGCUUCGGAAUCCAAGCACCAAGUGAUCAUUGUCGGCGGCGGCAUCACAGGGCUCACCUUGGCCCUGAUGCUCCAGCACCUCAAAAUCGACUACGUCCUCCUCGAAGCGUACAAAAGCGUGACGCCCAACGUUGGCGCCAGCAUCGGCCUCUACGCAAACGGUCUCCGGGUCCUCGACCAACUCGGAGUCUACCAGGAUGUGUGCAAAAUUGCACAGUCUGCCAAACUUCACUUCGUCCGCGAUGGUGAAACCGGGAAGAGGCUGACGAAGAUGCCCUGUGGACCUAUGCUGGAGGCAAGACAUGGUUAUGCACCUAUGUUCAUGGAGCGCUAUGGACUUCUAUGUGUGCUCUACAACCACAUUCUUGAGAAAGAGAGGAUCAAUACCAACAAGAAAGUCCAAAAGAUCGAGAAUUUUGAAGACAGGGUUCUGGUACACGCCGAAGAUGGGACGACGUUUGAAGGCCAGAUCGUCGUCGGCGCCGACGGCGUUCACAGUUCCGUGAGGAAGGAGAUGUGGAGGAACGCAGAAGAGCAAGACCCAGGAUCCAUUCCAAAGGAGGACAGGCAGAAUAUCAAAUGCGAAUACGCCUGCGUCUUCGGUCUCGCCAAGCCAACACCGGGGAUUGCUCCUGGUGACGUGAUCGCGGCUGCUAAGCCUCAUUCGACAGCGGGCUGCAUGGGCGGCAGGAACCAUGAGAUUUUCCUCUUUUGGUUCUGGAAACUGCCGCCAUCCAUGCACUCCUGCCCGGUCGACAACAUCCCACGCUUCACCAAGGACGACGAACGCAAGGAGCUUGAGCGCGGAGGAGAUGUCAUCGUGGCAGACAAUGGCCUGCGCCUGCGAGACGUAGCAAGGAACCUCGAGCGGAGUGCUGUGACGGCACUGCCGCACUACGUCAUGAGGAGGUGGCAUUUCGGGCGUAUCGUCAUCAUCGGCGAUGCCAGCCACAAGUUCAACCCGCUUGUCGGCCAGGGCGGCAACAGCUGCAUCGAGUCGUGCGCCGGGCUCGUCAACGAGUUGACCGCCGCCCUGUCGAGGUCUUCUGGCGUGGCCGCGCCUGCCUGGCCUCUCGACGCUUUGAGCAGUGCUUUUGCUGCGAUAGAGUCUCAGAGGGUUCCCAGGCUUGUCGACAUGGUUGAACGCUGCCAGCAGGCUCAAUACGCAGCUGCCUGGGAUACAUGGGGAAUCAAGCUGCUCGCCAAGUACAUCAUUCCAUUGCAAUCAGACGCCAAGGCAACCGAUUUUUACAGCUCCUUCAUCACGGGUGGGAUGAGACUGAAAACACUUGGUCUGCCUCAGGUCGAGCACGAAUGGUCAUACGACGACGAAAAGGAGGGCAGCACUGCGGCUGUGAACAAUUCAAUGGUCGUGGCUGGAGCAUCCUUUGCUCUUUUUGCUGCUAUCCUUGCAGCACGCGCAGUACGGAAUGGCAGCGUAAGCGUUUGA
Molecule: messenger RNA, 1452 nt
Organism: Lasiodiplodia theobromae
Lineage: Eukaryota; Fungi; Ascomycota; Dothideomycetes; Botryosphaeriales; Botryosphaeriaceae
Product: Monooxygenase FAD-binding protein
Exons: 2
Coding region: 1-1452 (483 amino acids)
Molecular function (GO): FAD binding
Source: RefSeq, a predicted model, not a curated record